AACAUAUAUUUUAAAAAAAAUUAUCAAAAAAAAUCCUCUUUUUAUUGGCCAAUUAUUUAUUUGGCUUUUCUCAUUUCCUCUUCCCUCCUUUUCAUUAAAUAGAUGGCAAAGAGGGUAACAUUUCAUUCAUCACCUGUUUCUUCAUUCAACAAAACAUUAUUCACUGUUGAGAAAAUGGCUUCAAAGUCUUUUGUUUUGUUGGGUCUCUUUGCACUUAUUUUCGUCGUGUCAGAAGUUGCCACAGCAUCUGCAUUGCAGUCAGGCACAGUGAACUUAGGGAGUGAGGAAACUGUGGAACCUGAUCAAUAUGGUGGUGGUCACGGCGGCCAUGGUGGCUACAACAUAGAGGGAGGUAGCGGAGGUCUCUGCGCCCAUGGCUGCUGCUCCAAAAGAAGUGGCACUGUAUGCUAUAGGUGUUGCUCUUACGCCGGAGAAACUGUUCAGACACAGCCCGGCCACUAAAAGUGGAUCAUGUAUUAACCACCACCAUAUGUACACUUAUCUGUGUUUAUAAGUAUAAUUAACGUGGUGGUGUGCGUCUGUAAUUGAUGGAUGUGCCUUAAAUGUGGCGAAGAACAGGAUGAAUUGGGAAGGAAAACAAUAAGAACAAGGUUCAAAUAUGUAAUGAAUUGGGAAGGCAAACUAUAAGAAUAUGGUUCGAUUAUGUAUGUAUUUGGAUUUGAGUUGUAAUGGUGGUGUUUUUUAUAAUAAAUUUGUUUGUAGUUUAUGUUAUUCUUUCUCUGUUGUGUAACAGUUCUCUUUCGAAUAAGUCUGCGUGCUCUUAAUUAAGGCUGGGAAAACACAAAUGUUAGUGGCUGAAUUGUUGGAGGUUCAAUAGUCACACACCCAUCUCCGAUAGUCCCGAAAAAUAUGAAAGCCCAAUUAGCUCUCUCUAUCGGCCUACUGAGAAGAUGCCAUCUUUCAUGCAGCUCGGUGAGAAUGUCCUGGCUGGCAACUCGGGAUUAGAUAACUAGUGAUGUCAAUAAAGUAAGCCUGGAAUGCGGCACCAGUAGGAAGGCUACGGAAAUGAUGCCCUAAAGCUAACUGCCAUAUCACUUACGGCUAGAAUGCAUGACCCAUAUAAAUAAGAGAGGCCUGCCGAGGGAAAAUCUCUCUAGCCAGUUUCGCAAUAAAAACUAAGCAAAUCGACCAUCCAUUCUUUGAACGGUCGAUGACAUGCUCACUCUCAUAUUUUAACUCACCUGGUCCAUCUGUAAUUUUACUCACUCAUCUAAUCGUCAACUCUCGCCCUUUCUCUAUCUUUUACUUGUUUGUUGGUGGAAUCAAGUUUCCCCCUUCCACAAUUGCCCCACUCAGUGGCAGAUCCAAUAAUUUUUUAAACAUGUGGCAGUUCAUUGCUAAAAAAAUGAUGAUGGACAAUCACUACAAGAAAAAUGAGUAUUCAUAGCAUUUAUAGAUAGCGUUUUUUAUUAAGUGCUAUGUUUGACGCCUCCGUAUUUUUUACAUAGCGUUUAAUCAUUGACAAACGCUAUAAUAUCUGGGGCAAGAAAAAAUAAAUUGACUAGCGCAUACAUCUUAGAAAACGUUAUAUUAGAUGGUAACCGCGAAAAUACUUUGGUAAUACUGUCUAUUAAAAAAAAGAGCUAACCAAAUAUCAGUGCAAAAACAUAGAAGACGUCCUGACCCGAGGUUGGGCGCAGCAAAAGCAAGAUCCCAAGGCGAUCAGAUUAGACCGAACCGAGCGAGACAAGAAACCCUCUCAAAGAUCAGCAAGAGACUCCGGGAAUCAAAAUCGGUGCAGAUACCAGAACCGGCCGAUCGAGAAGGCAGAAGGGAUGGGAGUGUCCACGUGGCCAGACAUCUCUCACCUCUCCGUCUCAAGGCCGGAGCUGAUCAAUGAUCUGAGGAAGAUUGGCCAACAUGUCAAGUGGACUCUGAAGAUGAAAGCACCCGAUUCUUUCCAGAACCCUGGUCUCUGGUGCGACUUCCACCGAGACCAUAGUCACAAAAUGGAGGACUGCGUCGCACUGAAGAUCGAGGUCAACGAAUUGCUUAAGAAAAGACACCUCAUGGAGUUCCUUUCCGAGAAGGCCAAGAGCCAUCUAAGCAAGGAGACAACAGGAAAGCCCACUGACGCUGUUCCCCUCUCGCCACCUAGACAGGACCGAGUGAUACACGUCAUAUCUGGCGGUUCAGACAUCAGCGGAAUAAGCCACACAGCCGCGAAGAAGAGCACUUGGAACGCAAAGCAUGGCCUAGAGGCAGCCAAGCCGAAACACCUGCUCCUGGGUACGGAAGAAAUAAGUUUCACGGCAAAGGAGCAGGAAAAGGUUCUCACCCCACAUCACAACGCCCUGGUCAUAACACUCAUUGUAGCGAACUGCCUGAUGAAAAGGAUACUGGUAGAUAAAGGAAGCUCUGGCAACAUCAUCUACAAGGAUCUGGGGCUGGAGGAAAUUGCUCUAAAUUGGAGGAUAACCCCGCUCAUAGGGUUCAGCGGAGAAGUCAAGCAGACCUCCGGAGAGGUGACCCUCCCGGUAUACGCUGAAGGGAUCAACAUGUCGACCAAGUUCCUUGUUGUUGACUGCAAUUCAUCCUACAAUAUGAUCCAGGGACGACCUGGAUUCACGGCAUGGGAGCCGUCCCUUCGAAUCUUCAGCAGAUGGGGAAAUUCCCAACGCCCUAGGGCAUAAGGGCAAUCAGAGGGGAUCAAGAGUAUUCCCGUUCCUGUUUCCAGACUACCUUGAAGGGAAAGACCAAGGUCUUAUAGCAAUUACAAAGCAAACUUUCGGCUCAUCACACCGAGGAACCGGAGGUAGAAGAAAUGGACGACGUACCAUUAAUCGAAGGAGACAAGACCCAACAUCUCAAGAUCGGCUCCAAGCUGACCGAAUGACUAAGGAGGAGGUUAAUAGACUUCCUCAGGUCUAACUCCGACCGCUUCGCUUAGUCCCACACAAAUAUGCCUGGGAUCGGCCCGAAGAUCAUCAUGCACAAGCUGCAGGUGGAUCCCCUACAUCAACCCGUCAGACAAAAGAGGAGGAAGUUUGCUCUCGAAAGGGACGCAAUCAUCAACGAUGAAAUCAAAAUCCGGCUCGGCGCGGGGUUCAUUCGCGAGGUGCAAUAUCCGGAAUGGCUAGCCAUCAUCGUUGUAGUCAACAAAAAGAACAGAAAGUGGAGAGUCUGCAUAGACUUCACAGACCUCAACAAGUCCUGCCCAAAGGACCCUUGCCCUCUGUCUCACAUCGACAAGCUGGUCGACUCCACCGCGGGGCAUCAACUGAUGAGCUUCAUGGACGCGUUCUCUGGUUACAAUCAAAUACUCAUACACCCAAAAGACCAGGAGAAGACAUCCUUCAUGACGUCUAGAGAGAUCUAUUGUUACAAGAUUAUGCCCUUUGGCCUAAAGAACGCAUGAUCAACCUAUUAACGACAGGUGAACAUUAUGUUUGCGGACCAGAUAGGGCGAACCAUGGAGGUCUACAUCGACGACAUGCUGGUCAAGUCCCUAGAGGCUGAGGACCACAUAUCUCACCUGCAGCACGCCUUCUCCACUCUCCGGAAGUACAACAUGAAGCUCAACCCAUCUAAAUGUUCAUUUGGGGUCAGUUCCGGUAAGUUUCUCGGGUACAUUGUAACCCCCGGGGCAUCGAAGCCAACCCGGAGAAAAUCAGGGCCAUCCAUUCGAUCCCUUCCCCGAAGAACGUCAAGGAGGUCCAAAAGCUACCAGGAAGAAUGGCAGCCCUGAGCAGGUUCAUCUCCAGGCUCUCCGACAAGUCUCAAGCCUUCUUUGGAACCCUCAAAAACCCAUAGGACUUUCACUGGACGGAAGAGUGCGAAUCCGCUCUCCAAGAGCUAAAGGCGUAUCUAACCACUCCUCUUAUCCUAUCCAAGCCACUGCUCGGUGAGGUCCUACUGCUAUAUCUAGCAGUCUCAGAGUACGCCGUGAUCGCCGUCUUAGUACGCGAGGAAAAAAGCAAGCAGCUACCAAUCUAGUACGUCAAUAAGGCUCUACUGGAUGCAGAAACCCGCUACAGCCACUAGAGAAGCUGGUCUUAGCCCUGAUAGUGGCCUCCCGUAAGUUGCGGCCUUAAUUUCAGGUUCACCCAAUCAUGGUCGUCACCUCCUUCCCCAUAAAGCUGGUCCUCCACAAGCCUGAAGUCUGCGGACGCCUAGUGAAAUGGGCUGUGGAACUAGGAGAAUAUGAUGUGAUCUUUCGACCGGCCACAGAUAUAAAGUCACAGGUCCUGGCCGAAUUCUCCCAUACCUUGCUCCCAGCUUUUGGAGAAAUAAGUGCACCUCCGAAGCGAAACAAAGGAGGAAGGAGAAUGGGUCCUGCAUGUCGACGGAUCCAUCAACAUCAGAGGAUCCGGGGAAGGAAUAGUGCUUACUUCGCCGACAGGGAACAUGGCCUCAAGGGCCAUGACGUGCAACUUCAAAGCAACCAACAACGAAAGUGAAUGCGAGGCCUUAAUCGAUCGAUGCACAUCCAUUGUCGUCGAUCGAUACAGAAGAGACGCCUCGAUGAUUGAAGAUUAUGAUCGAUCGAUGUACAUCCUGUAACAUCGAUCAAUGCCGAGACGCGGACGCACGACCUAGUUGCAGUCGACUUUAAACCCAAGACUUCACCAAAUUACAAGAAUACCCGUGACGAGUUUUUAACCUAAUAGAUUAUAUACUUGCUUAAGUGUUUAGAGGCAAGAGAGCUUUCAGCCACCUUUUGUGUUUUCUUAUUUUCAGUAAAGAGUUUUAGGAGAGAAGAUCAUAGAGAGAUUUGUGAUUGGAACUCCAUUUGAUUCAUCUAUUAUAUUCUAUGCAGUUUUCAUUUACAUUUUGUGUCAUGAAAUGCUUAGCUAUGUCUAAGUAGUUCACUUGUUAGAUUCAGGGUUCAAAUAGGUUAGAGGGAUGAGCCCCAACUAUAGAUUGCUAAGUUGUGGUAUUUAUUGAUAGAUUGUUCUUAACGCUUGUUCUAGAUUAGCUACCUAGAAUAUUGAAUCUAGGAAUCUGCGUGAGUCAAGCAACCUUGACCAUCCAGUCCUGAAUCUAAUCUGUCAGACUAGACGAUAGGAAAAAGGCUACCGCUGAACCAGGAAGCUAGUGUUCAUUAUCAACUUUCACCUAUGGCUUAACUAGAAAUAUCGAUCGAUACUGUCUUCUGACAAUCGAUCGAUCUUGAGAAAGGUGUAUCGAUCGAUGUCCCUAUAGGACCAUCGAUCGACACUUUCUUGUGGUCAAUAAAUGACAGUUGAGAUCCAAGAUCUAGUUAGUUAACCAGUGAAACAUUGCCAUUGCUGAUCACUGUGUUAAGGAGUUGAGUUCUAACAUAUCAUGCAAGCAACUGAUAGGCAUCUAUAGGAUUAUUAUUUCCAACACCUGAAUAGAAACCAUGCAUCUAAUAUCUUUCCCAUAAGUUACACCCCCAAUCAUCUUGUUAGUCGAGCAAUAGACUUGCUCAUUUAGGAUUGCUGAGGACCACAUAUCUCACCUGCAGCACGCCUUCUCCACUCUCCGGAAGUACAACAUGAAGCUCAACCCAUCUAAAUGUUCAUUCGGGGUCAGUUCCGGUAAGUUCCUCGGGUACAUUGUAACCCUCGGGGCAUCGAAGCCAACCCGGAGAAAAUCAGGGCCAUCCAUUCGAUCCCUUCCCCGAAGAACGUCAAGGAGGUCCAAAAGCUACCAGGAAGAAUGGCAGCCCUGAGCAGGUUCAUCUCCAGGCUCUCCGACAAGUCUCACGCCUUCUUUGGAACCCUCAAAAACCCAUAGGACUUUCACUGGACGGAUGAGUGCGAAUCCGCUCUCCAAGAGCUAAAGGCGUAUCUAACCACUCCUCUUAUCCUACCCAAGCCACUGCUCGGUGAGGUCCUACUGCUAUAUCUAGCAGUCUCAGAGCACGCCGUGAUCGCCGUCUUAGUACGCGAGGAAAAAAGCAAGCAACUACCAAUCUAGUACGUCAAUAAGGCUCUCCUGGAUGCAGAAACCCGCUACAGCCAUCUAGAGAAGCUGGUCUUAGCCCUGAUAGUGGCCUCCCGUAAUUUGCGGCCUUAAUUUCAGGCUCACCCAAUCAUGGUCGUCACCUCCUUCCCCAUAAAGCUGGUCCUCCACAAGCCUGAAGUCUGCGGACGCCUAGUGAAAUGGGCUGUGGAACUAGGAGAAUAUGAUGUGAUCUUUCGACCGGCCGCAGAUAUAAAGUCACAGGUCCUGGCCGAAUUCUCCCAUACCUUGCUCCCAGCUUUUGGAGCAAUAAGUGCGCCUCCGAAGCGCAACAAAGGAGGAAUCCUGCAUGUCGACGGAUCCAUCAACAUCAGAGGAUCCGGGGAAGGAAUAGUGCUUACUUCGCCGACAGGGAACAUGGCCUCAAGGGCCAUGACGUGCAACUUCAAAGCAACCAACAACGAAAGUGAAUGCGAGGCCUUAAUCGAUCGAUGCACAUCCAUUGUCGUCGAUCGAUACAGAAGAGACGCCUAGAUGAUUGAAGAUUAUGAUCGAUCGAUGUACAUCCUGUAACAUCGAUCAAUGCCGAGACGCGGACGCACGUCCUAGUUGCAGUCGACUUUAAACCCAAGACUUCACCAAAUUACAAGAAUACCCGUGACGAGUUUUUAACCUAAUAGAUUAUAUACUUGCUUAAGUGUUUAGAGGCAAGAGAGCUUUCAGCCACCUUUUGUGUUUUCUUAUUUUCAGUAAAGAGUUUUAGGAGAGAAGAUCAUAGAGAGAUUUGUGAUUGGAACUCCAUUUGAUUCAUCUAUUAUAUUCUAUGCAGUUUUCAUUUA
Messenger RNA from Brassica rapa (field mustard), 6731 nucleotides. RefSeq lists its product as uncharacterized. The record is from RefSeq and is a predicted model, not a curated record. NCBI's taxonomy places the organism in Eukaryota, Viridiplantae, Streptophyta, Magnoliopsida, Brassicales, Brassicaceae.